CACCCUUUGUAGACUCCCUCUCUCUUUCCCUCUACCCCCCUUCCCUUCAGUUUCCCGGCUCAACUCAAGCCCUCAAAACCCGUCAACCAGCAACUCUCCCGUCCCGUGGUCGUGCGUGAAUUCUUGAUUGUGUUGAACAAAAACAUUCAAAAAUGGUUUCCCUUAAUCCAGUUCGAGUUCUUAAACAUGAAGCGGAAGAAGAGAGGGGAGAGAUGGCGCGAAUGUCAUCAAUUAUUGGUGCCAUUGCGAUUGGUGAUCUGGUCAAAAGCACCCUAGGCCCCAAAGGCAUGGACAAAAUAUUGGUGGCUAUGGGUCGUAAUGAAGGACAGGUGGAGAUCACCAAUGAUGGUGCUACCAUCUUGAGGUCUCUUGGAAUUGACAACCCGGCCGCAAAAAUCCUUGUAGACAUGUCGAGAGUCCAAGAUGAUGAAGUGGGUGAUGGUACCACCUCUGUCACUGUGUUCGCAUCUGAGCUCUUGAGGGAAGCAGAAAAACUAAUUGACCAGAAAAUUCAUCCUCAAAUUAUUAUUGCUGGUUGGAGAGAUGCUACAAAUGUAGCCAGAGAGGCUCUUCAAAAUGCCAGUCUUGAUAACAGCCAAGACGCAGCCAAAUUCAAGGAAGACCUUCUGAAUAUUGCCAGGACUACUCUUAGCUCUAAAAUUUUGUCUCAGCAUAAGGAGCAUUUUGCUAAUCUUGCCGUAGAGGCUGUUUUACGUCUCAAGGGCUCUGGUUCGCUAUCUGCUAUUCAAAUUAUCAAGAAAUCAGGUGGUCGGCUUGAAGAUUCUUUCCUUGACGAAGGUUUUCUUCUGGACAAGAAACCUGGUCUUCACCAGCCAAAACGCAUUGAAAAUGCCAAGAUUCUAAUUGCUAACACACCUAUGGACACAGAUAAAAUCAAGGUGUUUGGCUCCCGUGUCCGUGUAGAUUCAAUGGCCAAAAUUGCAGAGCUGGAAGUUGCAGAGAAAGAAAAGAUGAAGGAUAAGGUUGCCAAAAUUCUCAAGCACAAUGCCAAUGUAUUCAUCAACAGGCAGUUGAUCUACAACUACCCAGAGCAGUUGUUUGCUGAUGCUGGUGUCAUGGCUAUUGAACAUGCUGAUUUUGAUGGAAUUGAACGUUUAGCUUUAGUAACUGGUGGUGAAAUUGUGUCUACUUUUGAUAAUCCUGAUCUUGUCAAGCUUGGCCACUGUGAUCUAAUUGAACAGAUCAUGAUUGGUGAAGACACUCUGUUACGCUUCUCAGGAGUCAAGCUUGGAGAAGCUUGUUCAAUUGUUAUUCGUGGUGCUACACAACAAAUCCUAGAUGAAGCUGACAGAUCUCUGCAUGAUGCUCUAUGUGUACUAGCAGCUACUGUGAGAGAGUCACGCAUUGUUCUUGGUGGAGGUUGCAGUGAAAUGCUCAUGGCCGGUGCUGUGAAUGCUGCUGCUGCCAAGACACCUGGAAAGGAAGCUGUUGCUAUGGAGGCAUUUGCGCGUGCACUUGCCCAACUACCAACAACAAUUGCUGAUAAUGCAGGGUAUGACUCUGCUCAGCUGGUUAGUGAACUUCGUGCUGCACACAGUCAAGGGAAAAGCACCAUGGGUCUGGAUAUGGAUAAUGGCCGCAUUGGGUGUAUGAGACAGUUGGGUAUUACAGAAUCAUUUGUGGUGAAGAGGCAGGUUCUGAUGUCUGCAUCUGAAGCAGCUGAGGUGAUUCUGAGAGUGGACAAUAUCAUCAAGGCAGCACCAAGGAAACGAGUUCAAGACCGUGGUCACUGCUGAUUGUUUUUGUUAUACUUUCAAUUCUUUCAACUGCAGGCAUUAAUUCAUUCAUGCAUUUAGGUUUCUUAUUGUUCAUGAUAUGUGCCUUAUAUCAAUCUGGACUUUUAAAAUUUGUAUCAAUGAAAUAUCUCAAACCUUAUUUAUUGGACUUGUCCUGACAAUUUUCACCAGCACCACCUAGUGUUUUUAAGUUAUGAUUGUAAGACAAUUAAUUUGAUUCUUCAAAUCAUAUGCACUAAUCAUGCUUUUGUUUUCUUCCAUCUCAUGUGUCUGUUAUUCCCAGUGAGACCUCUACUUAACCCUCACCCAUUUGAGGUGACCUAUUUUUAUUAAUAUGUUAACACACUGUAUUUUGCUGCAUCUGUUAAACGAAGUAUUUAGUGGAGUUUCAUAAGAAUAUAGCUUUUCUUCUACAAA
Messenger RNA from Frankliniella occidentalis (western flower thrips), 2174 nucleotides. RefSeq names its product T-complex protein 1 subunit beta (gene CCT2). Gene Ontology annotation, cellular component: chaperonin-containing T-complex; cytosol. The coding region runs from base 153 to 1757 and encodes 534 amino acids. Lineage: Eukaryota; Metazoa; Arthropoda; Insecta; Thysanoptera; Thripidae. Gene Ontology annotation, biological process: protein folding. The transcript has 10 exons. Gene Ontology annotation, molecular function: ATP-dependent protein folding chaperone; ATP hydrolysis activity; ATP binding. The record is from RefSeq and is a predicted model, not a curated record.